This is a messenger RNA of Penicillium cosmopolitanum, 849 nucleotides long. RefSeq names its product ketopantoate reductase family protein. NCBI's taxonomy places the organism in Eukaryota, Fungi, Ascomycota, Eurotiomycetes, Eurotiales, Aspergillaceae. Gene Ontology annotation, molecular function: 2-dehydropantoate 2-reductase activity; NADP binding. The transcript is spliced from 2 exons. The annotation marks the transcript as partial. Gene Ontology annotation, cellular component: mitochondrion; cytoplasm. The record is from RefSeq and is a predicted model, not a curated record.
GACAGUCAAAUACGAUUCGAAUCAAGAGAUGGGAAGAAAAUAAGCUCGCGGGGAUACGGGAUCGAGACCCUUUCUGAUAGCCAGUGGCAUAGUAUUCCACCGGUCUUUCCAAAUGAGGAUCAUUGGAAAGUGAAUCGAGAACCAAUCAGCAAUCUAAUUGUUUGCGUCAAGACAAUACAGACCCUGUCAGCCAUUCGAUCACUUGCCAAUCGUUUAAAUCGAGAAUCAAACAUUCUUUUUCUUCAGAAUGGGGCUGGUGUCAUUGAAACUAUCAAUGAUCAGUUAUUUCCAGAUCCACAAUCUCGUCCGAACUAUCUUAUCGGCGUAACUUCUCACGGCGUGACACUCAACAAAUCUUUUGAUAUCACGCAUACUGGCUUCUCUGCAACCUCAAUAGGUGCUGUUCCCGCGAUUCAGACACGGACCUACCUACUCGAUAUACUUCCCAAAUCGACAACACUGAACGCCAAAUCAUACUGUUACACUGAUAUCCUACAAAUUCAACUUGAGAAACUUGCCGUGAAUGCAUUUUGCAAUCCACUAUGCGCUCUUAAUGAUUCGCCAAAUGAGUUUCUAUUUACGAUGCCAGAAAUGAGACAAUCCAUACUUCAAGAGGUUUCAAGGAUUGUGUUAUCUCUUCCAGAAUUGAAAGGGGUCGCUGGUCUAGAGAAAAGAUUUUCACCGGAGAGUCUAGAAGCCACCGUCAACAUGAUCAUUACCAAGACAGCCAAAACCACCUGCUCUAUGGUGUGGGAUUUGAGGGCUAAGAGGAGAGACCGAGAUCAACUUCAUCAAUGGUUCUUGGAGUCGAAUGGGUCGGAAAGUUGGGGUGAAGACACCAGUGAAUGA